Gigantopelta aegis is the source of this 5500-nucleotide messenger RNA. RefSeq lists its product as uncharacterized. The coding region runs from base 160 to 3918 and encodes 1252 amino acids. The transcript has 32 exons. NCBI's taxonomy places the organism in Eukaryota, Metazoa, Mollusca, Gastropoda, Neomphalida, Peltospiridae. The record is from RefSeq and is a predicted model, not a curated record.
AAAUAAUGUUUGAAAAAUGUAUUUUAUUAUUUAUCUUAUAGCAAAAAAAGUACUGUCAGUAAAAAAUGCCCAUAUCCUAUAUAAGUAGAGGAUCACAAAUAUAAUUUCAAGAUACAUGUUCAGUGUUGUGAAUGAGCUAUUAUCAUUGUAUGGAACAUCAUGUCCAAUAUACCUUCCAGACCAGGAACCAAAAAAUCACAGAAAGUGCACUACAGACCAAGUACAAAUGCAUCGAUUCGUCCGAAUCCCCCUGGUCAUAUUCCAAGGCGACUAUCAACACGUGGCUCCAUUAAGCCAUUAUCUGAGGCAGACACGGCUGCUGAGACAGUUUUAACAGAGGCAACAAGUUUCAUUCCCAGGGCAUCGUAUCAAGCUCCUCGUGGUUGCGACCCUCGUCUGGUUCAUCUGAUACAGAAAUACCUGGACAAGACCCAGCUGGAGGUGAACUUUAGGUCUCUACUGGGCAUUCUUCUCAACCGGAAUGACCUGCCGUACAACCCAUACCCAGGGCUCACGGUUCGACUUAGACCCUAUUCUGAAAAAUUUUACAUGGAUUCCUUUACUGCUGAGCACAUUGAGUAUGCACUAGGAAUGGCUCUUCAAGAAACUCAGCUGCUGAACCUGUUCACAGUGAAAGACAACCCGUUCGUGUGGGGUCUCUCCAGUGUUCUGCGAUGUGUCGAUGCUGGCGUUCUUCAAAGAUACAGGUGGCUCCUCGAUAACCUCACACCUAACCCUGAAGAUGUCAACACUGAAGAGGACUACACUGUACAGGUUAUGACGGCCCUGGUGGGCCAGACAGUGUUUCAAGGCACGUUUUACACACACACUCACUGUGUCGAAGUGAGACUAGAAUACCUCAUCACUGGACCCGAUCUUUCUCAGGGAUUGUCUGUCUUUGUAAACAGUGUGAUGAAGGAUAUAGAUGGACUAGUUUCCCACAGUCAUCAUAAACUAUUAGGUAUUAAUGUUCCUGUGCAGAUUACAGAGGAUGGAAAAGUUUGGGAACAUGACUUUUGGGAUCCACAGAGAUUGGACACUGAUAAGGGUAUGUUUCUACAAAUUGUCAGUGAUGCAGUUAUUGGCAACAAAUACAUCCUAGUUGAGUGUGUCUUUCAGCUAAACCCACUGCAGUCCACGUAUAUAAGAGGUCGAAAACAAUACGGAAUGAACUUUAUUCAACUUGUGGACGAUAUGCGUGAAGAAGGUUUGUCGAGUUUUACCGAGUUUCCCAUGUCGACUCUGCAUGAAGGAGUGUUUCUGAACCAAGCCCACGCUGAGUCGUACAUUCUGAUGUUCAUGCCUCAGAUCGCUCAUGUCGACACACAGAAUAUACAGCUUGCAUCGGCUCGUGCUGCAUCUCAAAUGACUGAGGCAAGCCGUCCAAGAAACAGGAGGAAUUCCACACUGGAGUCGGACAGACACAGCAUCCACAUUCACGUUCAUGGACGCCUGGAACACUUCCGGCCGAGGAAGAUUCGAAUCGAUGGCUUCAAACUGGGGAAUGACCCGGGAUAUGGACCAUUUGCAUGGCAAAUUGUUACUCCUUUCAAAAAUCAUUUACAAAGAGAAAUGGCAGCUCACCACCCCCAAGUGGAUUUGUUUGACAUUAUCUACAAUGCAAUUCUGCUUGUCUUAACAGAUAGAAUAUUGCACCAGAAGGAGAUUUUGCAUGAGAUAUAUCGCGUGCUUCAUAGCACUGUCGGAAGACUGCACCAGUUGACUGAACACAACAAAGCAAUCCGCGCUCUCAUGAGAGGAUUUGCAGAUACAGAUGAUGUUUACUUUAUUCGUCAUCUGUUGGGUGGUUUGAAAAGAGAUACCGAAGAACUUCUUGCCAACAGCUUACAGGAGAGGAGUAAUGACAUGACAACUGUUGGACAAGCAAUGUCUGGUCUCAUAGAUGAACUUUUAUCUCCAACUGAUUUCGUCUUUGGUUCUUCUACUCAUCUUCAGCAGAUCGUACAGACAUUAAGAAGUAUGGACAACUAUUGUACAACUCUCCUCAUUCAGUUAGCAGAAGACACUACCCAGUGGUGUCCUUCGUUUCAGGAACUACUUACAAAAAUACAAGACACAUUCCCAGAAGAUAUUAAAAGACCAGAGACAAGGCUGAAAAAACAGAGAGACCACAAGAGGACUGGUUUAAGGUCUUGGGAAGCAGACAGUAUUUUCAGACACGGGAAAGAAGAAGAACACAUUAUGAAGCACGAAGAUUUUGUUUUGAAUGUGCAGAUGUGCAUAGAGAGGGAUACAUCACCAAAGAUUAUGACGGUGGAGUCUGUUCUUAUGAAGUAUCUGAUUGAUACCCACCUGGAUGAGGUGUGGCACAGUUUUCUGAUAGAACUGUUUCUCAAUCAGUACCUGUUGCCCAACCCGUACCCACGACUUAUCAGCCGGCUCAGACAGGGGGCCAUGAGGAUGGAUCUGUGUUAUGAAAAGUCUUCUGGCGUUCUGAAACGUAUCUUGUCGGGUAACCCUCAGCUAGUAGAUCCAGAUAACUACAUCUAUCAACUUCCUGCCUGUGAGGGAUUUGGCAUAAAGAGCAUUUUGAGUAUAUUGGAUGUCGGCUCCUAUGUUCCAGUAGCUCAGAUGGUACGAGAAAAGUUUCAACCAAAAAACUACAUCCAGCGAAAGGGACCAUAUAGGGUAGGAAUAUGUUUGGCAAUAGCAGGGCAGACAACUCUGUACGGUAAGCUUCAGCCAUACCUGAAUGAGGUGGAGCUUCAUGAACAUUACUACAUCCAGGGACCCCGGGGAUCCAACAGAGAGGUGCAUCAGCUGUUUACACGCAUAGUUUACAGCCAUGUUGUUGACCUGAUCAAGGAAAAUGCCUAUCCAGUGUUGGGGGUCUACAUGGGGGAGGAUCACAUCCGGUGGACCUGGGAGGACAUUCUCAACAAGCAGCAGCCAUUUUCUAAUGAGUUUGAGAUGGUCUGCUCUCGCAGCGAACCAAUCUAUUUUAAAGCCUAUGUUUUGAUGGAUGGUUGGAGAUAUGUUGCUGUUAAAAAGUAUUUUCUACUCCACUUUCUGACAGAUGAUGGACUUGUAAAAGAGCAGUACUUUCCUGACAAUCCACAGGCAUUUUAUCAAAGUGUUUUCCUUACCAAAGAAAGGGCCGCUUUCCACUAUCAGAACUGUGGACUCCGCAGUGGCAACCCAUUAAGUGUACCGAACGUCCGAGUUGCACAGCACUCCCUUGACAAGCAGCUCAUGAAAGCGGCAGAGAAAUGCCAGUGGUUGAGUGUUCACCGACAGCUACUGAUCAGAGCUUUGAUGAGACAGGAAAAGAAUGAACGCUUGGUCGAGUCAUGGCGAAUGCUACACAGUAUGGCAGGGCAGGCAGAAUAUAUCUGUUUUCUCAUAGAGGCAUUGCAGGAUCUGGUGACCUUUGCUCUGGAAUAUGCAAAGUGGCUAGAGCUUGAAGAAGAACAACAAAGUACUGUGGUGUCAGGAAAGCAAAAACAGGAUCCACUGGAUUUAAGAAUCUUGAGUCAGAUGACAAUGGCAUUCCACCAAAAGUUGACGAUUGUCUGCGACUGGCGCAUCUCAAUGGCUGCUGAUGUUUUCUGCGAUUAUAUCCUUGACAAGUUGAAAGAGGUUGAAGAGAAAGAUUCUGUUACUGGAGAACUAUUUGUGGCAUUAGAGGAAGAGACAGUGCCAAGACUUGAAUAUGUGAAGGAUAUGAUCCGUGCAAUACAAGACAUGCUAUCCGGAGAUGUGCACAACAUUAGUCCUGAAGCACAGUCUGUUGUCAGCAAUAUUGAAGCCAACGUUGACAUUCGACCGAGCAGUGUGGAGUCGUUCAGACUGGAUAAUCCAGACCAGUAUCAGAAGAGACCGAAGGCCAAUCACAGAAUCGUGGUGGAAGAUGAUUUACUCUACAGGCCUAGACAAAGACAGUUAAUGUUUCGCUGAUGACAUGUGUUUACUCGUCUUUAAAGUCUUCCUCACUGCUGAUUAGCAAAUAAGGCAGCGGUCUAUAGAGUCCGUCCUGAUUGUAUCCAUUUUAAAAAGUAAUUAUUUAACAGUACUGUGAUAUUGACCAGGGAGUUAUUGAGGAUUUUUCAACUGCAUUCCAUGGCUGAUGGGAUUGGGAACGUUUACGCAAUUUUAGUUCAAAUUGGGAAUUUUUUAAGACCAUCGAGCAUCAUUCAUGACCGAUUUGGACAGCUAAGAAAGAGUGUGUUGUUAUUUGUGUCCUUGUUAUGAAACACUUAAGAGUAAUGAAAACCCAUAGGAACAAUAUUGGAGGUGGGUAGGGGGUGGGGUGGUCAAAAGCCAUAUUUUUAUCUUUAGAAAGUAGGAAAAAAAACCCCAUAAAUUUUUAUCCUCAAGUGGGAAUCAUAGCCACUCUACCCCCUCCCCAACCACACGUCCUACAAACCUGUAAUGAAAUCCAUGAACAUUAGGGCCACUCUGUGUACAUGUAAUGGUCUUGGACUUUCUUGCACAUUAGUUUCUGGUGUAACUAUAUGAGAUAUUGUUCAGUUGUAAUAUGAUAGUAAUAGACUAAAGUUGUUAAUAUUUGAAGUGCAGAUUCAAAAGUUCUUUUCAGUAUACGACAUGCAGGUUUACGACUGAAAUAAAGCACAUGCCAUAUAUGUAACUAUUUUAAGUGUUGAGGAUAGGAGAUUGUCCCCUAUAGCUUUUAUUAAAUAUAGGAAUACUUUUAUAUGGAUUUUAUAUUGGACAUACUUAUACAAAUAUGCUGAUUUAUUAAAUAUAGGAAUAGUUUUAUAUGAAUUUUAUAUCAGAUAUACAAAUAUGUUGAUUUUUAACUUGGCAAUAAGUAUUUAAUUUUCAUUAUAUUUCAAUUACUUAUUAAUUAUUAUUUCAUCAGAUGAACUAUAUUUAAAUCAUUUCUAUACAAUUUUCAUGUAAUAAUUUUACAAUUUAUCUUUCAUUUCAUCCAUUCAUAUUUGUAUGUGGUACUUAAGUUGCUGUAUAUACAAUAAUUUUAUAAUUUUUAUUUUGUUUCAUCCAUCCAUAUUUGUCUGUGAUACUUAAAUUGCUGUAUAUGGCUGUUUAUUAGUUGGGUUUUCAAGUCUCUAAAUUAUAUUUGUAUAACCAAACGUUUUGAAGCAGACUGAGAUGUUCAGGGUGAACCCACAGCAUUGUUCGAUACAGAGCCAGCUAAUAUACAGUGAUACACAGUAAAGGAUACUUUGUGAAUUGCAAUAUUAUCAUUCAGAUUACUUCAUGUUAGUGCUAAUUUGUUUGCUAUAUGCAUAGGCUCCCUUUUUUGUAGGGUUCAGGCCGAUUUUUGCCUGAAUUAAACAAAAGUGACUGAAUCUGGAUUACUAUAUUUAUUUAUAUUAUCAUUACUGCCAAAAAGCUAUAUAGGGUUGUAAACAAAUUGCCACACACUUUUAGAAUAAUGAAAAUACAUGAUGAAAAGUGUUCAGGCCAGCUCAUUUUGCACAAAUUUCUCUAUUGUUUUUGCCCGAAUUUGAUGAUUUUCUCCAAGACUGGGAAGGGGAGGGUGGGGGGGGGGGGG